Messenger RNA from Tuber aestivum (summer truffle), 1457 nucleotides. The record is from the annotation of a GenBank genome assembly. Lineage: Eukaryota; Fungi; Ascomycota; Pezizomycetes; Pezizales; Tuberaceae.
ACAGACUCUUCUGCCAUCCACCGUCUUUGCAAUGCUCUACAAUCCGCUUCUUGUCCUUAUAGUCCUCCUGGCCGCCUCUGCCACCCCUGCCGCCUCUGAAAAUCCCUUUGAGGGAAAGAACUUCUAUGCCAACUCUAUGUACGCCUCUAAGCUCGAGGAGACCAUCAAGUCGUUCUGCGAAGAGGGUGACUUGGUCAACGCUGCGAGAGUAGAGACUGUGCAACGUACAGGAACCUUCGGAUGGAUCACCUCUUUUUCUGGGGUGAGUAGGGUGCUCCAUUCCAUUUUAUACUUCCCUUACUGAUAGGAAUAGAUCGCAAAUGUCCCGGUGUUUAUAAAUGAAGCCUAUGAGCUCCAGGAGAGCUUGGGGAAGCCCCAAAUUGUCGAGCUUGUUGUCUACAACCUCCCUGAUCGUGAUUGCUCUGCGAAGGCUUCCAGCGGCGAAUUGAAUUUGGCCCAGGAUGGACUCAACAAAUACAAGCAGUUUGUCGAUAGUAAGUGGCCCUCUUGUGGAUAGCGUGUGGGAUUAGCCUAAAAAAAUAGAGGCGUUGCGGAGGAGCUUUGCACCUCUAAAGCCGAGGAGCUCAGCUUUGCUAUCGUUCUCGAACCCGACAGUCUUGCAAACCUGGUGACCAAUAUGGGCGUCCCUAAGUGUGCCGGCGCAGCUACCGCGUACAAGGAAGGAAUCGCAUACGCCAUCUCAAGGUUGCAAUUCCCUAACGUACACCUCUACAUCGAUGCUGGGCACUGUGGAUGGCUGGGAUGGGACGACAAGCUUUUGCCAGCGGCCAAGCUUUUCGCGGAGGUCCUCCAAUUGGCAGCAGGAAACUCAACCGCUAAACCCAAGGUCCGCGGCCUUGCGACUAACGUAUCCAACUACAACCCAUACAUUGCUGACCCCCGUGACAAUUUCACGCAAAAGAGCAAAAGCUGGGAUGAAUCUCACUAUGUCAACAACUUGGCCCCUCAUCUCGAGAGCGUCGGCUUCCCCGCAAAAUUCAUUGUCGACCAGGGCCGUUCUGGAAAAUCAGGCAUCCGCCAGGAAUGGGGUCAGUGGUGUAAUAUCAAGAAUGCUGGGUUCGGAACCAGACCUACCACUUGUACCGGUAGUGAUCUUGUUGACGCUUUUGUCUGGGUUAAGCCAGGCUCGUCCCUAAUUAUCCCCUUCGCAAUCAGUGCAACGAUGCUAAAUCUUUCCAGGUGGUGAGAGUGACGGAACCAGUGACCCGAAAGCUGUCCGCUUCGAUAAGAGGUGCGCGGGCCCAACGUCAGAUACCCCGGCACCAGAGGCUGGAGCUUGGUUCAACGACUAUGUCAAGAGACUGGUCUUGAACGCUAACCCGGAGCUUCCAAUUGCUUUGUGGGAGGGUUGAGCUAUGUUAGAGUGUGUUGACAGAGCUCGGAACUUGACGAAGGCUUGAUAGUAGCGAAUGAUCAAAAUUUGGUCCCUAUUACUC